UCCACCAUCACUCACCAUCCUGCCUGGACAAAUGGCAUACUUCAACUGCACUGUAGUGGAAAACAGCAAUUGUGAAGAAGUCAGCUUGUAUUGGCGUCAUAAGCGCCUGUUCCAGAAUGGCUCAGAAGGAGAUUUGAAAGAUGUUAAAAAUGGAGGGAGAUAUUCCAUUAUUUAUGGAGUUUUAUUCAGCUCUUUGCAAAUUAAAAAUGUGGUCUUCUCUGAUGAGGGGUUAUAUUUCUGCUCAAACUUCUGCUUCGGGAAAAGGACCCGGAUUAUUGAACAGAUGUCACAGCUCAUGCUUGAAGCCCAGCCCCAAGUAAGCAUCACUUCUUCCAUAUCACCUGAUGCACCUGAUCUCCUGAUCCUGACCUGCAGCGCUGUGAGUUUCUACCCUUCUAAUGUGUUCUUCACCUGGAAUCUCACCUUUGUUGAAGUGCCCCACAUCAUCCAGCAGGGGUCACCCAAUCUCCUCCAGAAUGGCACCUACAGCAGCAGCUCCACUCUAAAGAUCAGAACCUCCCAGUGGAGCUCAGAAGUGGUGAUUGAAUGUGUGGUGAAUCACAGCUCUCUGACUCAGUCACAGAUCAAAUACGUCAGACAUUCAGGUCCACCUUCUGGUGUGGGUCACUGUCAACUUAAAAUGGUUCUCCUGUCUUUGGGUUUGGUGUUGAUGGUGUUGGCUGUCAUGGAGGUACAUGUGAAGUCCUGCAAAGGAAACAGUUGAGUAUCCAGUCCAAGUCUGGAACUUAUAUCUGCAGAGAGUCUGAAGGUGAAAGGCAUUUUGAGGAAAGACUGAAGAAAAUCUGAGGACUGGAGUAAAAUGCAUUGGGAUACAAACAAUGAUACAAAAUUUUUACACAUUUCUUAUCUUUAAACUGUUUACUUUUACAGAACAUUUUACUUUGUGAUUGCAAAAUGCGUAAUUAUUAUGUUUGCUAUGUAAUGUUUCUACAUAUUAUUUAUUCAUAAACCAUAUCCACAGAUUGCCUGUGUGUCAUUUUCCCUAUGUCGAUAUGAAUUCUUCUCUGUGUGCUUCAAUUAUUUUCCCCACAUCCUGAAGAUGUGCAGGUUAAUUAGGUUAAUUGCAGACGCUUAGAUGACCUGACCAUGUAAGAAUCCGAGAUUGGGUGUGUGUACACGUGGAUGGACUGGAAGCUGCUGCCUGCCUUGUGUACCCCACUUAUUGAUUCUAAAAUGGAUUUAGCAGGUUUAAGAUUGCAAUUUGUGAUGGUCACAGAAGGACUGGCCCCUCUACCUGGACGGAAGGUCAUGCCUUACUCGGCCAAGACGCCGCUAUUAUGAGAAGAUACCUGUGAUGGACAGGCAUCCUGCCCAGGCCACCUGGCUUUUUAAACUAAACAGGUACUGUGCAAC
Polypterus senegalus (gray bichir) is the source of this 1374-nucleotide messenger RNA. RefSeq lists its product as uncharacterized. The record is from RefSeq and is a predicted model, not a curated record. The coding region runs from base 32 to 724 and encodes 230 amino acids. The transcript has 4 exons. Lineage: Eukaryota; Metazoa; Chordata; Cladistia; Polypteriformes; Polypteridae.